CCAAGAAGCUCUGAUUUUUUGGCAGCUCCCUCCCCUGCCCGGUGACGAGCCUGGAGUGCGGCGGGCAGAGGGAGCUCCUUCGGCCACACGGUGGCGCGCGCGCCUCGCGAGGCCGGGGCUGCCACAGCGCCGCACCUCUUCGCCUCUCCAGCCCCACCCGCGCCCAGGCGCUGGAGCAGCCGCGCCCCCAGCCCUCCCGGGCGGAAUAACCUGGAGGACGCUUCUAGGGUGCGGGUCGAGGGGCAGCCGUGUCCGGCCGGCGCUGGAGGUGCUGCCGGCUACGGGCGGCCCGGACUCCAGGCUCCUCCUUCUGCCGGCCCCCCACCCUCCGCCCCUCCGCGGCUCGGCUGUGCAAACUGAAGGCUUCCCGGAGCAGCCUGGCAGCGGCGGCGGGCACAGCGCAGGCCGCCUUCGGGCAACCGCGGCGGCAUCGCUAGAGCAGCCAGGGGCGCCGCAGAGCCCGGCGCGCCCUACUCCGCUGGGAGAGGAGAGAAGCCGGGGGCUGCGGCUGGGCGAGGGGGAGGAAAGUGCGUGUGCGAUAAAGAGUGUCGGGGGCGACAGUCUCGAAUUAGGGCGGAGGAGAGGGCAGCGGAACGGGGGGUGCAGCCCCCGGGCGCCCUUCGCCUGUCCUCGAGGGUUUCCUGCGGCGGCUCCUGCUCCCCAAGCGCCCCUCACCAUGGACUUGCGCGGAGUUGGGACCCGCCUCGGAAGCAGCGAGCGGGCGACUGCCCGGCCCGGGGGUUGCGCGGGCGCGCGCGCUGGGAUGGAGAGGUAGGAUGGCCGCCCAGCGCGACCCCCGCCGCCCCAACCCAGCGGCCCCUGGGCGGUGCCGCUGACUCGCCCGAGCGCACAGGGGUGUGGGCGGAGGCAGCCCCGCGCCCGCGCCCUCGGGAGUCGCUUCGCCUCUUACACCCACUCGCACCUGCUACCGCGCGGAUACCAUGUCGAAGGCGACCGGAGGCGCGGCUGCGGCGGCGGAAAGUUGUACCCCAGCCCCGGCCGGCUCGUCCGCAGCCGCCGCUGUGGAAGACCUGUCCAAAGUGUCCGACGAGGAGCUGCUGCAGUGGAGCAAGGAAGAGCUGAUCCGCUGCCUGCGGCGCGCCGAGGCCGAGAAGGUGAGCGCGAUGCUGGACCACAGCAACCUCAUCCGCGAGGUGAACCGCCGCUUGCAGCUGCACUUGGGCGAGAUCCGCGGGCUCAAGGAUAUCAACCAGAAGCUCCAGGAGGACAACCAGGAACUGCGAGACCUCUGCUGUUUCCUGGACGAUGACCGGCAGAAAGGCAAGAGGGUGUCCCGGGAGUGGCAGAGGCUGGGCCGCUAUACGGCCGGGGUGAUGCACAAGGAAGUGGCCUUGUACUUGCAGAAGCUGAAGGAGCUGGAGGUGAAGCAGGAGGAGGUAGUGAAGGAGAACAUGGAGCUCAAGGAGCUCUGCGUGCUGCUGGACGAGGAGAAGGGCGCAGGCUGCGCGGGCAGCCGCUGCUCCAUCGACAGCCAGGCCAGCCUGUGCCAGCUUGCUGCCGCCACCGCGCCCUACGUGCGGGAUGUGGGCGAUGGCAGCAGCACGUCCAGCACAGGCAGCACCGACAGUCCUGACCACCACAAGCACCACGCGAGCAGCAGCAGCCCAGAGCACCUGCAGAAGCCCCGAAGCGAGGGCAGCCCGGAGCACGCCAAGCACAGGAGCACCAGCCCCGAGCAUCUCCAGAAACCCAGGCCCUCUGGGACUCCAGAUCACCCCAAAGCACUCAAAGGAUCCAGCCCAGAGCACCACAAACCCUUGUGCAAGGGCAGCCCUGAACAGCAAAGGCACCCGCACCCAGGGAGCAGCCCAGAAACGCUGCCCAAGCACGUGCUGAGUGGGAGCCCCGAACACUUCCAGAAGCACCGGUCAGGGAGCAGCCCUGAACAUGCCAGGCACAGUGGAGGGAGCCCAGAGCAUCUUCAGAAACAAGCCCUCGGCGGGAGCCUGGAACACCUCCCCAGAGCCAGGGGCACCAGCCCCGAGCACCUCAAACAGCAUUAUGGGGGAAGCCCAGAUCACAAGCACGGAGGCGGCGGCGGAGGCGGGGGAGGCAGCGGCGGGGGCAGCAGAGAGGGCACCCUCCGGAGGCAGGCGCCAGAGGACGCAUCGCCCCAUCACCGCAAUGUCUACAGCGGCAUAAACGAAUCAACCUUGUCCUAUGUUAGGCAGCUGGAGGCAAGAGUAAGACAGCUGGAGGAAGAAAAUCGCAUGCUGCCCCAGGCUACCCAGAAUAGAAGGCAACCUCCAACUAGAAACAGCUCAAAUAUGGAGAAAGGCUGGGGGCCCAGAGCCCAGCGGGUGUUGCAGUGGUGGCAAGGGUGCCGAGGAAUAGGACGAUGCCUGCCCACUCUCCCGGGCUCUUUUAGGUUGUCAUCAGGGGCUGAUGGGAGUAACAGUUCACCCAACUCUCCAGCUAGCUUCAGUGGACACACCACACCUGCUCAGCAGCCUGAACCUGUGGUACAUUCUCUUAAGGUCUUGGAUGUUCAGGAAACUAUAGAUCGUCCACAGGGUAAAGAGUAUGAACAUGACCUUAGUGAGACAGAAAAAGCUAUAGUCAGAGAAAUGUGCAAUGUUGUGUGGAAGAAACUUGGAGAUGCUGCAGGUUCAUGUCCUGGAAUUAGGCAACAUUUGUCAGGAAACCAGUACAAAGGACCAAUGUGAGAAUCAUUGCUUUUUAAACAUGAGAUCACCACUGCCAGAAAGAGAUAAAAAAAAAAAAAAAGAAAGAAAGAAAGAAAGAGAGAGAGAAAAGAAGAAGAAGAAAAAGAAAAGUGUAUUUCUGCAAACCUGGACUUACGAAAUAAUGAGUGAUUAUACAUUGCACAUAUCUCCCCUCUAAAACGUCCGUACAACUUCCUUCCUCAAGCUAAUAUUCUGUGUCUCUCACUUCAGUAUCUAUAACAGUUGAUCUCUAACAAGGUAGCUUUGAAAAAUCAUCAUUUUGGUACCAGUGUUUUCAUUAGAAUUAGAAUAUUUUUAGCUCCCCAGAUCUAAUAUUGUUAUUGGGAAAUCUGCAUAGAGGAGACAGCGUUGACUCAUUGCUUAUAGCAGCAGGUAUUUUCUACCAUGUUGUAUUGAAGCUAUAACAAGGUGUUUUCCAGGUCCUCAAGUCUAAGAGUUGGGCACCUACCUCUUAACACUUCAGUCAACUAGAAUACUAGGUUGUGACACACAUUUAAUUUGGAUGCAAGAUAAGAUUACAUUUCUGGGGUUUUGUUUUGACUGUUGAGGUGCUAAAAAUACCACGUAAAUUCUCCCUACCAGCUAGAAGGAUAGUAAGACUUUGUAGACUGUGUGUGUCAGAGAGUACCAUUUAUUUCAAUUGAUCAAGAAUAAAUAUAUCUUUUCUUUCAAUCUUGAGUUUCUCAUAAAGAUAUAUCUUGGGAAUAUACCAACCUUCAUAUUCAUUUAGUGUAUCCAUUGAUGUUAAUAUUAACAAUUUCAACUAAAAAAACAAACAUUUUUCUAAGUGUUUUGAGCUGUGAAAUGUCAGUUUCUACAAUUUAGUUUCUAGACAUGCUGUAUAUUUAAUAAACUUUAUGUAAACUUUAAAAUAUUGCACUGCAUUUAUGAAAACGCUUUCUUUGCCUCUUGCAGCUAUCUAAUGUUUUCUGAAACUGACGCAUGACCUUCAUUAUUGAGACUAAAAGCUCUGAUUCAGAUUGCUUGAGGUUUGAAAAAGAGGUGUGCUAGCUUUGCUUAGUUUAUUUCUUAUUUUUGCUAUAUAUAUAUAUACACAUAUAUAUAAAAAAUUAUUAGAAUGUGUGUAUUGGAAAUGCUAUGAUAGGUAUUUUGUGUUUAUCCAAAUGCAACAAUAGUUUCUUGUAUGAAUGUGCAAGAGGCCUGUGGCAGAAUGCUAUGUUUUUAUUGUAGUUCAAGAUUAUAAAAGUAGGAAUACAACAAUUUAAUUUUCAGAUAUGUCCUAAAUUAUUGAAAUUUGAUUUAUAGCAGAUAUUUUCUGUUGUUGUUGUUUUUAAAAGGGCUCAUUACACAGUGUUAAUUGUCCCCAGUGGGGGAAUGUGAAGGAAUAUUGUUACGCUUUCAAAAAUGUUACUGAGAUUUAAAAAACAGCCUUCUAUUUUCAGAAAUUAUUUAUGAAUUAAUUUACUAUAGAAUUAUCUCUCUAAUUAUUGUAACUGGGUGACAGUUUAAGCCUCUCUUUCUUUUAAAAUGUUAUAUUUUUAAAUAUUAUUACUCUGUUAGAGAAAAUUGCUUGCUAUGUUUACCCUCUCUCCUAGGAAAGCUUUCUUCCUAAAAUUGUUGUGUUCCUACAUGCUGAAGACAUUUAAAACAAGGUUUCGUGCCUGCAGCAGAGCCUGCAGAAGCUGAUACAAGGGACACUGGUCUUUUGACAAAAUACUUCUGUAAAUUUUGAUACUGUAUUAAAACUAUUUUUUUAAAGUUCUGCAUAAAAUUGAGUAUUAAGUAUAUGUGUUCAUCUUAGCAAUGGUAAUAAAUUAUUUAAUCUCA
Nycticebus coucang (slow loris) is the source of this 4496-nucleotide messenger RNA. It is a transcript of the gene CCDC85A, whose product is annotated as coiled-coil domain containing 85A. The record is from RefSeq and is a predicted model, not a curated record. Gene Ontology annotation, biological process: negative regulation of DNA-templated transcription. Gene Ontology annotation, cellular component: nucleus. The transcript is spliced from 7 exons. NCBI's taxonomy places the organism in Eukaryota, Metazoa, Chordata, Mammalia, Primates, Lorisidae. Bases 942 to 2687 code for a protein of 581 amino acids.